GUCCAAUCUUCUUGUCGACGCGUCUCGCUCGUUUCCCGGAUCUACCGCUCAUCCCACCAAAUCGCGACUUCGCCAAAGGAGCUAUUCUCCUACGCGUCGGGCAGAUUUCUUCACGAUGAAGAGAUUCGAUUACGCGAGCGCUAUGUAGAAUUCAAUCCAGAUGCUCUUCUGCAAGAGACUGAACGGUACGUGGGCCGAUCCCACGGGCCUGCUACGUCCAUCGCCAAGCUCGCGGAAGGGGGCUUCAAUCGCGUUUUUCAAGUGACCAUGGCGGACGGAUUCGAGGUGAUUGUAAAAACUCCGUACAGCUUUGCCUGUCCCAAGUACUAUGCGACCGCGAGUGAAGCGGCGACGUUGCAAUAUCUUCGCCGCAGGGGGAUUCCGGUCCCUCAGGUUUAUGGAUACUCCGCGUCCAAGGACAAUCCUGUCGGGAUGGAAUACAUCGUUAUGGAAAAGGCGCAGGGAGCCAGUUUGGCGACGGUGUGGCGAGAUCUGAGCAAGAAACAGCGACACACACUCGCGUCGAGCUUCGUUGAGAUCGAGAGAGGAUUCUUCGAUCUCCCGUUCACGUCCAUAGGAAGUAUCUAUUUCAAGAACGAUAUCCCGUGUGAGCUUCGUGCCCCGUUAUAUGAUCCUCCUACUGAGAGCGACUUCUGCAUCGGCCCAACGGCAGACCCCAUGUUCUGGCAUGGGGCACGCGCUAGCUUUGAUCUCCAUCGUGGGCCAUGGAUCGAUCCCAAAGGGUACCUGGUCUCGACGGCAGAAAAGGAAAUUGAAUGGGCCCGGCGAAUUGGGAAACCUAUCGAGCUCGACUUCCCGCAUAACGGCGUCUUCCCGGGGGUCAAGGAUCCUGAAACCUACAUCGACCUCUUAAACAAGUACCUUAUGCUUGUGCCGUACCUUCUUCCUAAGACGAAGAGUCCAUUGAAUCGGCCAACUCUUCGUCAUCCAGAUCUGAACCCCAAUAAUAUCUUCAUCUCGCCCGACACCGGUGCCAUAUCUUGUAUCAUCGAUUGGCAACAUGCCAGUUUGGAACCACGCUUACUUUCUGCCGGCUAUCCCCGAGCAUUCGAGAGUCCCGAUCCUUCACCACCCCUUGAGCUGGUCGAGACAGCGCCUCCAGCCGACGAAGACAUGACCCGUGAAGAGAAAGCCACAGCAGACGAACUCUACCGCCGGCGCCUACUCUUCUACUACUACCGCAUCUUCAAUGGCCACCUGAACAGGCCGCAUCUGGAAUGUCUCCGGGACCCGCUCCUCCUUCCUCGCCAACACCUCGUGGACAGGGCUAGCCGACAAUGGAACGGAAACACGAUGGCCUUGAAAGGCGCUCUCCUCCGGAUGAUCGAGUACUGGCCUCAUCUGCCGAACACAGAAGGAGUCUCGUGCCCCGUGCAAUUCUCCGACGCUGAGGUCGAUGGAUUCCACGAGCAGGAGCAGUUGUGGUUUAACCUGAACAGCGUGGUGGAUCAUUGGCGGGAGCAGAUCGGGGGCUUGAGCGAGGACGGCUGGGUCAGUAAUGAGAUGUAUGAUGAGUCGGUACGGAAAGUUGCGGAGCUGAAGGCUUCUCUGAUUGCCACUGCAGAGGGGGAUGAAGAAGAUAUUGCUCUUCUUGAAAAAGGGUGGCUCUUCCGAGAUCGCGAUGAAAGUUAAGAAUAGCUAGUGCCUGGUAGCUGGGACCUGUGGAUAUGAUCUCAGCUACCGGUAGCUUGAUCGGGUAUUUUGG
Molecule: messenger RNA, 1726 nt
Organism: Aspergillus steynii IBT 23096
Lineage: Eukaryota; Fungi; Ascomycota; Eurotiomycetes; Eurotiales; Aspergillaceae
Product: phosphotransferase enzyme family protein
Exons: 4
Coding region: 268-1653 (461 amino acids)
Cellular component (GO): mitochondrion
Source: RefSeq, a predicted model, not a curated record